This is a messenger RNA of Striga hermonthica, 1227 nucleotides long. The record is from the annotation of a GenBank genome assembly. Lineage: Eukaryota; Viridiplantae; Streptophyta; Magnoliopsida; Lamiales; Orobanchaceae.
GAAUUGGGCGAUCAGUUCCAGGCGUUAGAGCUGUCGGUAAAGGAGAGUAACGAUGUAGAGCUGGAUACCAAUGACGUUCGAUUAAGUGAUGAGGAAUGUCGCAGAAGUGUGCUGGGAAAGAUUAUUGGGGAUCGUAAGGCGAGUAUAUUUGGGCUGAAAAGGGUAAUGGGAAUAGUCUGGCAAACCAAUAUGGCUUUUGAAGUUAAGGAAGUGGGGGAAAAUUUUUUCCAAUUCAUCUUUGGCUGUAAGGAGGACAAGGAGAAGGUACUAGCAGGAGUUAACUGGGUAUUCGAAAAUCAAUACCUAGUGCUGCAAGAUUGGAGAGAGGGAUUAAUUGCUUCAGAUCCAGGGUUUGGUGAGAUAUCCUUAUGGGUGCAGGUUCAUAAACUACCAUUAAACUGGCUAAGCAUUGAGGUGGGCAGGAAGAUUGGGAAGCUAUUCAAGAAAAUCAAGAAUGUUAUUGUUGUCAAGUCAGGUGGCGUCCAUGGAAGUUACCUCAGGCUUUUGGUGUCACAUGACAUCGCAGAACCCAUUCUACGUUGCACCCAUAUCAAACUUGGAGAGCAGAGAUUGGGAGUUACUUUCCAGUAUGAGAAGCUAGUCAGUUGUUGCUUUUACUGUGGAUUAGUGGGACAUUUAGAGAGGGCGUGCACAGCUCGAGCUAACGAUAUUGAGGAAGGUAUUCAGAAAAUGGGGCAGUUUGGUGAAUGGUUGAAAGCGACGGAGACGGGGAAAACUGGAGGUUCUUCUCAAAAUUCAACUCCAUCCCAAACUAAUAGUAAUCUGCUGCAAUCUGGGAACCCAUCAAACACGGCUCAUGAGGAGGAGUUUGUUGCUGAAAAGUCUUAUGAGGAAACAGGUGCAGAACUUCCUUUGAUUCAUCUGCCCAAGGAUAAUAUGUCAGUCGCUCUGGUGGUCAAAUCCUCGGUUCCUGAGACAGCUGACAUUCCUAUGAGACAGGCUGAAGACCAGGACAUCCAAAUUGGAGGAGGACAAGAUUGGGUGGAGGAUAGAGGCAGUGUCAAAGCUAAAGAGGGCUCUAAAGGCAAGGGGAUUGUGAUAGAGAGGAGAGAUGAACAGUUGUGUUAUCAAGAGAUGCAGAAGCUGAAAUCUUCAACUUGGAAAAGGAAGAAAUCUGAAUCAGGCAGAUUGCAGAGAGCCAUGGAUACUAACUCUGAGGAGGAGAUUAUCAUGUUGGGCAAAAGAGGCAGAUCAAUCAUCUUACAG